UGGCGGGCGGCGGCGGAAGGAGCUGGCCGCCGGGGCCGGGGGGGACACAAGAUGGCGGCGGUGCUGGAGGUGGAGGUUGGCGGCCCCGCCGAGCGCGAUGUGGAGGAGGUCGAUCUUUCGCACUUGUCCCCAGAGGAGAGAUGGAGGGUGGAGCACGCACGGAUGCACGCCAAGCACCGCGGUCACGAGGCCAUGCAUGCCGAAAUGGUCCUCAUCCUUAUCGCCACGCUGGUGGUGGCACAGCUCCUGCUGGUUCAGUGGAAACAGAGGCACCCUCGCUCCUACAAUAUGGUGACCCUCUUCCAGAUGUGGGUAGUGCCUCUGUAUUUCACAAUCAAGCUGUACUGGUGGCGGUUCCUGGUAAUCUGGGUGCUCUUCUCAGCGGUCACAGCUUUUGUCACCUUCAGGGCGACUCGAAAACCUCUGGUACAGACAACGCCCAGGCUGGUUUAUAAAUGGUUUUUACUAAUAUACAAGAUCAGCUAUGCCACUGGAAUCGUAGGGUACAUGGCUGUGAUGUUCACGCUUUUUGGUCUUAACUUAUUAUUCAGAAUCAAACCAGAAGACGCGAUGGACUUUGGGAUCUCCCUCCUCUUCUAUGGUCUUUACUACGGGGUGCUGGAGCGGGACUUUGCCGAGAUGUGUGCGGAUUACAUGGCCUCGACGAUCGGGUUCUACAGCGCCUCGGGGAUGCCCACCAAGCACCUCUCCGACAGCGUCUGCGCCGUCUGUGGCCAGCAGAUCUUCGUGGACGUCAACGAGGAGGGGAUCAUCGAGAACACCUACCGCCUCUCCUGCAACCACGUGUUUCAUGAGUUCUGCAUCCGUGGCUGGUGCAUCGUCGGGAAGAAGCAGACGUGUCCGUACUGCAAAGAGAAGGUGGAUCUCAAGAGGAUGUUCAGUAACCCCUGGGAGAGGCCUCACGUCAUGUACGGGCAGCUGCUGGACUGGCUGCGCUACCUGGUGGCCUGGCAGCCGGUGAUCAUCGGACUGGUCCAGGGCAUCAACUACAUCCUGGGGCUGGAGUAAGGGCAGGCGCUGGGGAGCCGUGCAGCCACGAGAGGACGCGUGCCCAGGGCAGGGGACAGCGGCCGGCUGGGGACGCCGGCUUUUCUCCGUCACCUCUCAGGACCUCGGUCGCCCCCGAGGACGGCGUCAGGGGGCCGAGGGAGGACUCUGCCCUGGGGUCCCCCCGCCCCGCUAGGGCUGGGGGAGUCUUUUUUUUAAAAGCGGUUAUUUUAACGAGCGUAUUUAAAACUUUCUAUUGCAGAUGAAGAGACGCUUGUCCCGUUUCCCUCCCCCAGCCCCUCCCCGGCCCUUCACACCAAGCUUUUGGCUUUGGGAGGGCCGUUCUCCAUCUCCCUCUCCUGCCGCUCUGCUGGGGGAGGCGACGGAGAGGGCCGAGGCUUUGCCGGCUCCCCACAGCAGCCCUGCCGGCAGCGAGGAAGGGACACGGGGAAGCAGGGUCAGGUUUGGGCCCCUCGGCUGCGUGGGGCUGGAGCCCUGGAAGGGGGGACGGAGGGACACUCAGCCGCCCUGGCACUGAGCGCUGCGGGUUGGACUCUGGGCCGCCAGGUCCCCAUCCUGGGGCCGUGGGCGUGCGGGGAGGAACCGAGCCGCUCUCCUGCGCUGUGACGGUGGGCUCUGCCUGCGCCCUGCCUCGGGGAACCCUUUUGUACGCUCCCCUCUUUUCUACGUUCCUCCCCGGCAGCGUUGCCCGGCUGCUGUGGCUUGGGGGCCAGCCAGGGCACGCAGCGGGGCCGCGCCGGUUCCCUGCACCCGUUUCUGUGAUGGUGACAGUACGUGGAGAGCAGCCCCAGAGCGGGUUGUCGCUGCCCGGGGCUGGGGGGACGCCUCACUGGGCAUUGCUGGUUUUGGCACUGGAAUAGCAGGGAUGGAGCGAAGGGCUGGGCUGGUGCCGGUGUUUCCCUGCUCCGGCAUCGCUCCGCCUCGCCGUGCCGGUGCGUGGAGCCAUGCCUCCGUUCCUCUUGCGCAAGGGACAUUUUGAGCUCAUUUAUUGGCAGCGGGUGGGUGACAGCCUGUGACAGCAGCGUGCGGGGGGAAGGUCCCCAACCCCGGGGCUGGCCGGGGCCUUUUGGGGGUGGCAGGGAGCCGGGGGGAGCUCCAGCGUGUCCGCUGAGGGUGGCGGGGUCUGGCAGGAGGAUGCAGUGAGGGGACGCGAGGCUCUGUCACCCCAUUCGUGGCGCGUGGGGCUGCGCUGCUUCGUGCAGGGGAUUCGGGAAGUGGCCGCGGCGGCUCGGCUGCAGGUGCAGCGUGGGCUGCGUCACCCGGCGGGGGAGACCCGGCCUCGUGCCUCGCUGAGUCCUUUUGGUUUUCUUUCGGGUGAAACCACGUCACAAUGUUGUGCCAAACACAGAAAUAGAAUCCUGGAAACGGA
Messenger RNA from Phalacrocorax carbo (great cormorant), 2398 nucleotides. The record is from RefSeq and is a predicted model, not a curated record. NCBI's taxonomy places the organism in Eukaryota, Metazoa, Chordata, Aves, Suliformes, Phalacrocoracidae.